GUGCUGUGGGUGCUGGAGGGGCUGCUGUACUACUUGGCGGAGGAGGACGUGCGCGCGGUGCUGCAGGAAGCCGCUUCGGUUUCGGCGCCUGGGAGCAUCCUAGCAGCGUCAGUGAUCAAGGCUCCCCUGCGUGAGGCUGCGGCGGCGGCUACGGCUGCUUCUGCUGCACCUGGCGCCACAGCCACAGCAAUGGUGCGGACAAGCCAUGCGGCCGGGGUGAAGGAGGCCCCACCGCAGGUGCCAGCCUCCACCUCAGGGCCCGCAGCUGACAAAGAUGCAGGUGCUGCCUCGGCGGCGAACAGCAACGGGGAAGACAAGGGUGCCAGCCGCAGCUCGGCAUACAACCUGUCGAAGGAGUUCAAGUGGUUGUGUCGUGGAGAGAUUCCGCAGUUUUUCGAGGAGUGCGGCUGGCGGUGCCUGGCGUGCGUGUCUUGGGUGGAAGCGGCGGAGUCGUACGGACUCCCGACCGGGGAGACUGCACCCUCGAGAGUCUACUUUGUCACAGCGCAGCUUGCAUAGAGCCUGUUAGAUCUGGUCGCAAGUAUGAUGUCGAGGGCAGCACCCAGGCUACGCGUAUUCCGGGCGUGUGUACGCGGGGAAAGUGCAAGCCCUAUCUCAUAGUCAGGGUUUGUUGGGCUUCCUGUCCCUCCUCUGUAACAGUCCACAUCGGAAAAAAAGGCCCGUCGGUGUAUGUGUGUCCGGGUGUGUGCACUAUCCAAGAAAGGCUUGCAGGAAGAACAAGAACACCUGCACCAAGAGGCACCAGAUGGCCAGUAUUGGCAGCCAGCUUUGUCGAGCUUUGUGUUAUGCCUGUGCAUGGUCAGACGUACGGUGUAAGCCGUGAAGCUACAUCCCACUGUCGUGGACCGCCAGGCCAGCUAUGUACUAGUAUAACAAUUCAAGGCAUUCUGUCGAAAUAAUCAACCCAGCUAUACGCCUAUUACAAAAUGCAGUCAGCGCCUUCGCUGCUUUCUCGCUUUGGCCUGCUACGGCCCGCAAUGUCUCGCUCGCUUAGCACCGCGUAUGACGUUGGCAGUUCAACAAAUAUUAAAUGGCACGAGGGUGCAGUUCCAACUGAGACCAAGGAGGCGACGAUGAAGCAGCGCGGUUGCGUAGUUUGGUUCACUGGCCUCAGCGGCUCUGGCAAGAGCACGGUCGCCUGCACGCUGGAGCACGCGUUGGCUGAUUCUGGCAAGGUCACUGCUUUGCUGGACGGUGAUAACGUUCGCCACGGUUUGAACUCGAACCUUGGCUUCACAGCUGCCGAUCGCGAGGAGAACAUCCGGCGAAUUGGAGAGGUCUCCAAGCUGUUUGCUGAUACUGGAAUUAUCACGCUUGUGAGCUUCAUUUCGCCUUACCGCCGGGACCGUGACCGCGUGCGCGAGCGCGUUGGCCAGGGCCGGUUCAUUGAGGUGUUCAUGAAGGUGCCCAUCAGCAUCUGCGAGGAGCGUGAUCCGAAGGGGCUCUACAAGAAGGCGCGUGCGGGCAAGCUGAAGGGCUUCACCGGAAUUGACGACCCCUACGAGGAGCCAACCAACGCUGAGGUGGUGCUUGAGGCGGAGACGCCCGAGGGCAAGCGCAUCUCACCCGAGGAGCAGGCGGGUAAGCUGCUCGACUACCUCCGCAGCAAGGGCUUCCUGGCGGGUCCGAGCAAGUGAGGUUCGACCCUGCGUUGGAUGGAUGGGCAGGCAUGACAUCCUGUGCAGGAUGUAGGUGUGAUGGUUUUGCGGUAUGCAUGAUGCAUUUAGAGGUGAACUGACAUGACGAGAUGUGCAUCUAAACGACAGAAUGGAUGGACAGAAUGAACCAACUCUGUGGCUUUGACUAUGCAUGGCGUGAUUACAGACCGUGCCAGCUGGCAUGUACGCAAGGCGCGUCUAGGUGUUACUUAUUAGGCAGCAAGCUUUAGGGCGUGUACCGCUUGGUGACUAGCAAUGGGGACAGCCCAUCGGCGCUGCUGUGAACUCUCUCGUCGUGCUCACCCUCUAGUCCCGAGGCAUGACAACAGUAGGGGUAUGGAGCAUGACGGUAUUUAUCGCCACAAUAAGUAAAGAUGGUAGUGUGCCUUGGUCACUAUGUACCGGAAAGAUACGUGUUAGCAAGGUUCGGCUGGGAUGUGCGUGAACCUCGGUUCUUGGUGGCUACCUGUUUUGUGAUGACGUUAGGACCUUGUGCGACACGUGCAAGCUGCUGAAGCGUGUGCAGACUAUACUUGAUAGACGCUCAAUUUACAGGUAUGGCGAUAGGGAUGGGGCACGUUGGUAACGCCGUCGCGUUCUGUCCAACCCAACGUCCCAUCCAACGUUACGGCUACUUUGACAUGGCCGAGUUGUAACACCAAUGGAUAUGAUACUAAUAUGUAAGCUGUCUUGUGGUCAA
Molecule: messenger RNA, 2379 nt
Organism: Astrephomene gubernaculifera
Lineage: Eukaryota; Viridiplantae; Chlorophyta; Chlorophyceae; Chlamydomonadales; Astrephomenaceae
Source: the annotation of a GenBank genome assembly